Prorocentrum cordatum is the source of this 852-nucleotide messenger RNA. The record is from the annotation of a GenBank genome assembly. Lineage: Eukaryota; Dinophyceae; Prorocentrales; Prorocentraceae.
GUCGACUUCCGCCCAUGCAAGCAAAAAAGGACGCAUCUCAGCAGCUGGAGUGCCACUGUGCGCCUCGACGUCGGCGCCGCAGCCCGCGUCGACACCGAGGUCAUCGGAACUUUGCGCAGGCUCGUGCCCAUCAACUCGACACCGGCAACCUCGAACGUUCAUUUCACGGUUUCUUCUCGGAGGAUCGUGGAGCAUCGCGGGAGCAACCUCCACGGCGCGGUCGCGCGUCCGCCCUCGCUGAAGGCAUUCUCUCGGGGCGCCCGGGGCCCCCCGACGAUCGACCUGAAGAAGCGCGAGAGCAAGUUGGCGCCCAUGGCGUCCAACGCGCGGAUGCGCUGCAUCAUGAUCCUGCAGGAGGUCCAUGGGUCUGGCGCGCGGCCACGACGCUUCGUUGCCUCGCUUCCUCGCAGCUACAGUGUAUUAUGCAAUGGCGCGGGUCGCGCUGGGACGGGUGGCGUCGCUGUGCUGGCCCCGUUCUUCGACAAGCUCGACGUCGUGGACCUCGCGAAGGUCGCCUUCUUCAAGGGGGGGGGUGCCGCUUCUUUCGAGCGGGCGCGAUUUGAAGCGUCGAAUAACGCCCGCUGGUUGAAGUCCAACCCAGAGAUGCAGGACAGCGGCGCCAAGGAGCAACAGGACAGCGAGAAGCUCUCCUACACGGCGUGCAACCGCAUAAAGCGCAAGAAGAAGUUCGGCAUGUUGAGGGUCAUGUACACGAGCAAGCUCGCCGAGUUGGUUCCGCCGAGCCCGACGCCACCGAGGUCUCUGGGGAGCGGCCUGGGCCUCGCGGCUGCGUCGGGCACUACAUCGGCAACUUCCAAAGCAGGGAGCAUGAUGAACGUCGGCGACCUGAAG